AUGCACGACUACACGCGCGUUCUCGUGCUCUUCCUAUCGCUCGUCGUGCUCCAGUUGACGGCAGCCGACGACGUCCAGUGCAAGACGGAGCUCCAGGCCAAGGUGCUCGGCGCUUUCCAGGCCAACGCAGACGCGUUUCGCCAGUGCUCGUCGACGAGCUCGUACCAGAUCUUCCCGUACCCCGGAUCGAUGCCGUCGACGCUGCAAACCGUCGCGAUCUGCGGCAGCGCCGACUGCGGCGUGCUCAUGAAAAUGAUCGCCACGUUCCCCGACUGCGAACUCGCCGGCACGCCGCUGCGCCGCGUUGGCCUCGUCAUGCUCCAGGCCCACGUCAAAUUGCCGAUCUCAUCAACAACUACCAACCUCUAA
Messenger RNA from Saprolegnia diclina VS20, 369 nucleotides. RefSeq lists its product as hypothetical. The record is from RefSeq and is a predicted model, not a curated record. NCBI's taxonomy places the organism in Eukaryota, Oomycota, Saprolegniomycetes, Saprolegniales, Saprolegniaceae. Gene Ontology annotation, cellular component: extracellular region. The coding region runs from base 1 to 369 and encodes 122 amino acids. The transcript has 2 exons.